AUGCAGAAUAGAACCUCAGUCACCGAAUUCAUCUUGAUCGGCGUGUCAGAUGCCCGUGAUUUCUACGGCUCCCUCUUUGGUCUCUUUCUGCUCUUGUAUAUAGCCAACAUCUCCGGAAACUUAGUGGUAGCCGCAGUCACCCUCUGGGACCCGCAUCUCCAGACGCCCAUGUACUUCUUCAUUGGCAACCUGGCUUUCAUUGACAUCUUCUACUUCUCCACCACCGUGCCCAAGAUGUUCAUGGGGUUGGUCUCCAACAGCAAUCGUAUUCCCUAUGCAGCCUGCAUUGCCCAGAUGUUCUUCUUCCAUUUCCUGGGCAGCACUGAAGCCAUGCUCUUGGCCAUUAUGGGCUACGACCGCUACCUGGCUAUCUGCCACCCUCUCCGCUACCCUCUCCUGAUGAGCCGCCAGCUGCGCUGGACCUUAGCAGUUUCUGUGUGGACAGCCGGCUUCUUCCACUCGCUUCUCCAUGCUAUCAUGAUGUCCCGUCUCUCCUUCUGCCGAGGCAAUCAGGUGGAACACUUCUUCUGCGAUAUAUCUCCGCUCCUGGCCCUCUCCUGCUCGGAAACUUGGAUCAACCGGGCUUUGUUAGCUGGCGUGACUGGCUCCAUCAUCAUGGGCUGCUUUGCUUUAACCUUAAUCUCGUACGGUCUAAUCGUACGGGCUGUGGUGGCCAUGCAUUCGGCGGAAGGUCUGCGGCGUACCUUUUCUACCUGUGGGGCCCACCUCACUGUGGUGGCCCUCCAUUAUGGCUGUGCUGGGGCCAUGUACUUGCGCCCCCACUCAGAAAACUCACUAGAAACAGACAGAGCUGUGACAGUGCUUUACACAGCAGUGACACCCGUUUUGAACCCGCUGAUUUAUACCCUGCGCAAUAAGGAAGUCAAGGCCGCUCUAAGAAGGGCCGUGGGCAGGAGUGCCUGCAGUCAGAGAGAGUAA
Messenger RNA from Eublepharis macularius, 939 nucleotides. RefSeq names its product olfactory receptor 12D1-like. The transcript has a single exon. Bases 1 to 939 code for a protein of 312 amino acids. Gene Ontology annotation, biological process: G protein-coupled receptor signaling pathway. Gene Ontology annotation, molecular function: G protein-coupled receptor activity; olfactory receptor activity. Gene Ontology annotation, cellular component: membrane. The record is from RefSeq and is a predicted model, not a curated record. Lineage: Eukaryota; Metazoa; Chordata; Lepidosauria; Squamata; Eublepharidae.